AUGGCUGGUCCUCUACUAUUCUUCGUAAAGGCGAGAAUUCCGGUUUCCCGUUCCACAUACCCUCGACGAGUCAGCUUUGCUUUCCUCAAGAGCUCCAGUUUCUGGGUCCUAGAGAUAGGGAACAUCUUGCAAGGGAUGGGGUUCUUCAUGCCUAACAUAUACCUGCCUACCUACGCCCGUACUAUUGGUUUGUCAUCCGUCGACGGUGCACUGACAGUCGCUCUAUUCAACACCACCUCCGUCUUUGGCACUAUCAUCAUUGGCAGCUUGACUGACCACUUUCACGUUACGUCGGUCAUCCUCAUAGCCACCGUAGGAGCAACAGCAUCCGUAUUUCUAUUCUGGGGUUUCUCUGGAUCCCUGCCAUUGCUCUGCAUCUUUAGCCUGAUCUAUGGUCUAUUUGGAGGCGGUUACUCCUCUACUUGGUCAGGCAUAACGCAGGAAAUCAGAAAACAAGAUGAAAAGGCAGAGCUUGGGGUGGUCUUUGGCCUAUUGGCUGCGGGAAGGGGGGUUGGCAGCGUGAUAUCUGGGCCCUUAAGUGAAGCUCUUGUCGCCGGGCGGCCAUGGUCUGGGGAAGCAGCACUUGGCUAUGGAUCGGGAUUUGGGCCAUUGAUUGUCUUUACGGGCAUUUCCAUGAUCCUGGGUGAAAAAGAUGGCCGUCUGACUGAAGAAAUUGGAGUCGAAUUUGUCUGCGCAGUGACCCAGUCGCUUUAUCGAAGCCGUAAAUCCCUUCGAAAUAGCACCUUUGACUCCUGCUUGAAGAGUAGUAAGAAGUGGCUCCGCAGAACACUAGAGAGUGCUGCCGUUCGGCAAGCUAUCGGUGCAAGUCCACAGCAAUGGAUAGACAUCAACCAAGUCUUUUAUCUAGGAAUACCGGCUUUGGAAGUGCAAUCUAUUCCAUCCGACGCGAACUCUGCCAGCGGCGUCACAACUUCGUCAGCGCUCAUGACACUAUACUAUGAUACCUUGAUGAAAGAUCUAGAACGUAUGAAUGAUUUAUUGCUGAUUGCCAGAAAUUGUUUGGCGACCACACAAAGAGCACAGAAUCUGGCCGGGGAAAGUCUUUUGGACCAGCAAGUGUUGAAGCUGAUCGACCUAUGUGUUAGAGUAACAGCAAGAGGCUACGAUGGGGAGACCCCCAGCCGGACUGAACAACCAUGGGCGAAUGUCAUCGGCGCGUACAAGAAGCUUCUCAUUACUUGCCUACAAUUUCUACAUAAUUUCAUCAUGAAAAAUGAGCAGCGCAAGUUACUUUUAUGGCUUGAUCUCUUCGCCAAUUCGAAGGUCGCAAGUCACUACACACUUCCACCUGGCAUGGGGCGGGAAAGGCAUGAGUCCGAAGGCCCUGAAAGCUUGGUCCAUGACGACAAAGCUGAAUAUGUUGAUGACCUUAGGAGUAGGAAGCCGCCGGACGCGGUAGAUGUUUCAAAGGAUGGUUCUCCAAAAUCAAAGCGGUUGUCGUCUUCGAAGCCAAAGAAAGAUGUCGGUACUCUAAUGGAGGAGGUAUCCUCUGAUGGACGUCGAGCUAAACCGAACGUGAAGAGAGCAAAUAUAAGUCUGGGUAGCGGCAGCCCGUCAGACGAAAAUUUCAGUACUCUCGACGGAGAUUCAGAGCAAGAAUUGCUAUUCGGUGCCGUCAAAACCGAGCGAGGUGACGAGUUUGGAGCACUUAGAACCCCUCAAUCAGCAGCAGUCACCCUCCAGGCUGCGAAAGACCAGCUCAUGGCUCGACUAGCCGAUCAACCAUUAGAAUCGGAAGAUGUAGAACCUCCAUCCACCUUACCAGAGACUAGCAAUGGCCAAACCAACGGCGAAAGUAUUGCUCUGAGUGAAGAAGAAGAAGAAGAGGAUUAUAGAGAGCAUGAACCAGGUGACCAGCAACGUGGACUUCUAACAGAUAUUCCUCUGGUUCUUGGGCCGCACGAGAUAGAAGCCUUGCCAAUGAUCAUACAAAUUGGCAUAUGUCCAGGUUUGGGUAGUGUAUUACAUGGUCGAGAUAUGCAAGCUAUGAGGUGCAAUAUACUUUUGGCCGGAGAAGCUGGUCGAAAUCUUUUAAGGGAGCUACUCAUUUUCAUUGCCGCGUGGGAUCUGCAGGAAGGCGAAAUCUACUUUAAGUUGAUGAUGCAAAUCAUGGAGGCAAUACUCGACAAUGGUCUCAUGCCUUACGCAUACCAAACAUUCUCAGAAGUCAAGGACAUCGUCUCGCCAGCGCAGUCCAUGGUUAUCAAGCUUUUGACCCAAAUUUUCCGAGGAAAGCAAGACGAGACGCUCGAAAAAGCGAAGAGUGUCAAGACCAAAGGCAAAGAUCGAAAGGAGAUUGCUCUUUCUAACCCUCAUGCCAACGCUUCGAGGCGCGUAGACAUUUACAUCGUUCGAUACAUCUUCACGAUCUUCCGGUCAUCUAUCAUCCCAGAGACAUGUGCUCUGAUUUACCUACAAGGCCAGAUCAAGGCAGGUACGGCGCUCCCAGAAGAUUUCCCUCUAAAUUUGUGGGAUAUGGAACGCGUCUACGAAGGUGUCUACCAAUUUCUCGAAUUCUUUGCUGUGCUGACCGAGAGCGAGGAAUGGAAGGAUCUUCUUGUGAACUGGGAAAUUACAUCGGAGCUGAUUACCCUGCUCCGAGAGCUUGAAGUAAGCAUUCCCAAGCCACCUAUCAAUGCGAAUUUGAUGCCCCAAACUCUCGCGGAAGCGCAAUUUGCGGCGCUGCAGCAAGAAGCACAACGACUCGCGGGACCUCAAGCAACAUCGACGUCGAGUACGCAAACACCUGUCGCAGUUGAGCGUCCAUUUGAUGUGAACGUAAACGGCGGCACGCUACCUGCUACUUCAAAUGACGGCUAUCCUUCCCUUCCUCCUCAAUCAGAUCUAUCAGAGCAAGAGUCUAUCGAGUCUGCAGAUCCCAGCGAUUUCGAAUGGCGUAACCUCAAGAAGCUAGUCAUCCUUGUGCUAUCAUCUCUGGUCUGGAAGUCGCCUACUGUACAAAGGCAAGUGCGACAAUACGGAGGUGUAGAGAUGGUGCUCGCUUGCUGUAGUUAUGAUGGUAACAACCCGUACAUCAGAGAGCAUGCCAUCAUGUGCCUGAGAUUCGUACUCGAGGGAUCCCCCGAAAAUAAGGAGAUUGCUACGAAGCUGCAACGGGUAGGCAAAGUGCCCGUUGCCGACCUUGUGCAAGAGGCUAUGUCAGGCGUGCCCUCAGUGAGAAAAAGUUCUCAGGCUCUUGAGGGGCGCAGUGGGAGAUGA
This is a messenger RNA of Bacidia gigantensis, 3240 nucleotides long. RefSeq lists its product as uncharacterized. The record is from RefSeq and is a predicted model, not a curated record. Gene Ontology annotation, cellular component: cytosol. Lineage: Eukaryota; Fungi; Ascomycota; Lecanoromycetes; Lecanorales; Ramalinaceae. Gene Ontology annotation, molecular function: transmembrane transporter activity. The transcript has 4 exons. Gene Ontology annotation, biological process: transmembrane transport. Bases 1 to 3240 code for a protein of 1079 amino acids.